Messenger RNA from Lolium perenne, 1451 nucleotides. RefSeq lists its product as uncharacterized. Gene Ontology annotation, cellular component: nucleus. Gene Ontology annotation, molecular function: DNA-binding transcription factor activity, RNA polymerase II-specific; RNA polymerase II cis-regulatory region sequence-specific DNA binding. Gene Ontology annotation, biological process: regulation of DNA-templated transcription. Lineage: Eukaryota; Viridiplantae; Streptophyta; Magnoliopsida; Poales; Poaceae. The record is from RefSeq and is a predicted model, not a curated record.
AGAGAGAUAGAGGCAGGCCAGCCUCCCUCGCAGCGGCAUCAACAACAAACAAGAAGCUGUCCCUUUCCAUCUCCUCUCUUGUUCCGUUACUACUCACCCUCCCACUCCGCUCCUCUCCUCUCCUCUUCAAGGCAACAAUCCCUUGAGAAACCAAGAAUGGCUCGCGAGAUGAAUGGCUUCUUCACCGCCGCCGUUCCCCCGGCGCCGUUCCAGGCGGAGGCCGACGAAGCGGAGGACGGCAGCGGCGGGAGCGGGAGUGGGCAGGGGAAGCUCUGCUCAAGGGGCCACUGGAGGCCCGCCGAGGACGCCAGGCUCAGGGAGCUCGUCGCGCAGUACGGUCCCCAGAACUGGAACCUCAUCGCCGAGAAGCUCGACGGCAGAUCAGGGAAGAGCUGCCGCCUGCGGUGGUUCAACCAGCUGGACCCGCGGAUCAACCGGCGGGCGUUCACGGAGGAGGAGGAGGAGCGGCUCAUGGGCGCGCACCGCGCCUACGGCAACAAGUGGGCGCUCAUCGCGCGCCUCUUCCCCGGCCGCACCGACAACGCCGUCAAGAACCACUGGCACGUCCUCAUGGCCCGCCGGCAGCGGGAGCAGUCGGGCGCCUUCCGCCGCCGCACCAAGCCCGCCUCCUCCUCGCCGUCCUCCACCGCCCCGCCGCCGCCGCCGCCGCACUUCCCGUCCGUCGUCCUCCCCCAGCACCAGCACCCGCACAACGGCUCCUCUCCCAUGCCGCUCAACCACCCGUACGCCAUCGGGGUGGCGAUUGCGGCCGGGCUCGGUCCCGCGUACAGCGGCGGCGAGUCGGACGAGUCAGCGUCCACCUGCACCACCGACCUCUCCCUCAGCGCCGGCAGCGCCGCCGCUAUCCCCUGCUUCUACCACCACCACAACCACCAACAGAGCUACGACAUGGCUCCGCAACCGCAAGCCGCGCCGCAGCCCUUCGCCCCGAGCCCGCGCUCCGCCUUCUCCGCCCCGUCGUCCUCGUCGGCGCGGCAACAGCAGCAGCGACAGGACGCCGCCGACCAGGACGGCGACAAGCCCACCGUGCCCUUCUUCGACUUCCUCGGCGUCGGAUCGACAUGACUUCGCCGGGCAGGCGCUGUACAGGCGGAGGCCGAGAUCAAUCCCCAUCGAUCAAUCAUCAGUCGUAGCUAGUUAAGCUUAUAGUGUUAAGAAGAACCAGAUUAUUAAUUAGGAGGAGCAUGUCGAUCCGUGCGCGCGGGCAUGGUGAUCGAUGUGACCUCUCUGCCAGGCCCUACUCCUCAGUUUUGCUGCUCAGAUUACUGUUGAGAUUAUUCAGGUGGAGAAGAAGGGAACUGGUCGCGCAUGUAGUAGCAGUGGCAACACAAGCCGGUUGCCUCUCCGGUGUCUUAGUUUCAUGUUCUGUUCUCUUUGUUAAUCUUCUUUACCAUUUGUGUAUCGAAGAAGAAAAAACUAAUUCCGACCCC